Anastrepha obliqua is the source of this 4146-nucleotide messenger RNA. RefSeq lists its product as uncharacterized. NCBI's taxonomy places the organism in Eukaryota, Metazoa, Arthropoda, Insecta, Diptera, Tephritidae. Gene Ontology annotation, molecular function: DNA-binding transcription factor activity, RNA polymerase II-specific; RNA polymerase II cis-regulatory region sequence-specific DNA binding. The record is from RefSeq and is a predicted model, not a curated record. Gene Ontology annotation, cellular component: nucleus. The transcript has 5 exons. The coding region runs from base 474 to 2744 and encodes 756 amino acids. Gene Ontology annotation, biological process: regulation of transcription by RNA polymerase II.
UUGGGUGCUCAUUUUACAUUGAAAAGCACUGUAAAAAAGGCUGUCGAAUUUGUAAUUUGUAGUUAUACAAAUAUAAACUGGUGAAAAAAUGAAGAAAAUAAGCCACAAGAAAGCUUAAAAUAAUAUAUUAAGUGUGAAAGAUUACGGAACAGAUAGAAAAUCUCGUCUACUGCAAACACUUUCCCCAGCAAUAGGAACAGUAGAAACCAGUUGGGAAUAGUUUGCAUUUUGUUGCGGCCAUAUUUGUGAGGCCCGAAUUCAGUUUGAUAUUCACCAGCAGGGGAGUGGAUCUAAAAGAAUCCUUCGCCGUUCAAACUGCGCAUGCCAAACGGGCUCAAAUUGUCAGAGGGAAGGAUAUUACUGAAAUCAAGAUCUAAGUACCAGAAAAGUGGAAGUGGCGUUUCUUAAAAUAAGGCAGCCUGGGAGCACACAAGCGUGUAUAAUUAAUUGGAAAUACACAAAAUCCUGAAGACAUGGACGAACAAGAGGAAGUUCAACAAAAUAUGAUUUCCAAUUUGCCGUUAUUAUUUGCUAAUGGCUAUCCAACAUCAUUGGAUAAGAUAACAGAAUCACAACUGGAAAAAUUCAUACCAUUUAUGGUCCGUUGCUCUCUUGGUCACAUAAAUUUUCAGGAAAAAACAGACUGCAGUGAACCAGAAUGGUGGCCUGAAGAUUUUCCAUUCACCAUACCUUUUACAAAGCCGAAAAAAUUUAAUGGGAAUUGGGCGCAAAAAAUGAAGGAAAUUAUUAUAAUAUGUUACCAGUUUCAUAGAAGCGUUUUUCUUCUCCGUUUCUGCAAUGAUUUGGCUGCAUAUGAGCACGCGAGUCUUCGCUUUAUAAACAAUUACAAUUCGACAACCUCACUUUUUGAACGACGAAGUAAUAAGUUGCUGGUGACUUUUAGGAAUGAAAACAUGUCGUACGAUCAACCUCAGCGCAGCCGGAAAUGUUUGAUGCGCCAAAAAUCAAAGAGUGGCAAUCAAGGCAGAGCGGAUGUCGAACAAAUUAUGGUAGAACCGGCACCAUUCGAUAUCUACCUAUGUGACAAUUGCGAUGCUGAACUGUAUUCGAAAGAAGCUAUUUUGGAACAUGAAAAGACUUGCAAUGUGGAGGACGAUGAUGACGAUGUCAUUUUAUGUGAUACACCUGAACCAGGUGAAAACAGCGUUCAGCCGACCGAUUCAAAACGAAAUACAGAGGAUAAUGAGCUACGCAAUGGAUUCCUACUUAAUUUUAACCUGCAAUGUCGCGAAGAUAGCAAAAAUGGUAAAGUUCCAGGCAAGAACGAACCGACAAGUGCGUCCAAAGACUCGAAAGAUGAGAAAAAUGGAUUCAUGAUCAUUGAUAGAAAUAAGCGUAUGCCAAGAAGAAAUCGUGCAGUACAUUCUUUGACACGUUGCCCCACAAUACCCUUGUCAUCGCCGGCAGGCCAACUUCUGCUGCGUACAACCAAAACUGCCAUGACCCCAGAAUAUUUAACAGAGCGUUUGGAACGUUUAGAACGUUUUUGCUUCGCACCAUUGCUCUCAAAAUCGCACACGAAACCAAAGUAUUUUGAGAAGAAACAUACCUUUAAUAAUACGCAUUGUACGUUUAAAAAGCCACAAGACUACAGUUCGCACGUAUACGUUUUUCCAAGACGGCAGUUUUCACAACGUAGACGUACAGAAAACUUUCUUUUCUUAAAUUCAUCAUUAAUAAGACGCUGCCGUCCAAUUUCAGUGCGGCUAAAGAAAAUCACUGAUAACGAAGUUAAAAGUCGACGCUCAUUACCAAAUACAAAAUUAAAUAUAAAACUAACACGAGAUGCUACACGGCGAUCGAAUUGGAAAAUAUCAUCACCGUCUACAGAAAUAAUUGUCGAUACAAUUGAUUUGUGUUCAUCGGAUGAGGAAGAAUGUCAUAUUAGUAGUGAUAGUAGGAAAACACAUCUUGUUGUACAAAGAGGAACUGAACCAGGAAUGGGCAUUGAAAUAAUGCGUAAGACGAUAUCUACAUUCAACAGCAAUAGUAGUAGCACCACUGCGACCACCGCUUUGGCGAAAAGUUCGCUUACACUUAGUGCUGGCGGUAGGAAAAUAAGUCUCAAUACAGCUGAGGUUUCUAUAAUUCCUAUACGUAAAUCUACGCGUAACAAUGGGCCGGCUAAAGGACCAGAUAAGCCACAAGUACGUACUACAUCAUUAGUAAAUCCUUUGCCCUCAUCUACAAGCGUAUCUGUAAAUGUUUCCUCAACAACAACACCGGCUGUUGCUGUAGCCGCAAUUACAGAUGAAAGUAGUAAAUCUUCCGCUUUUGAUAUAAAUGCACUGUUAACACCAUCAGCUGCUACACUAUUCGCUGCCCCCGAACAUGGUAUUUCACUACCCAAACCUCUUCAACCGUCAGUUUAUAUAUUUUCAAAUUAUACCGCUAACGCAUUGACCUCAGCAGUGCCAACAAAUAAUGAAAUUGCAACAGCGCCUAUAGCUGGUAAUUCCUUCAGAAAUCAGAAUCAAGAAAAUCAUGCACAAAAUGGUACCACAGCGACUUCAGGGCUUGUAGUCAAACACCAAAUAGCAAAUAAUAAUAUAACACCAACCAUAACACCAGACUGGUAUCCUGAAUUAAAUGCGUUGGCCACAAAUGCCAACACCACUUUGAGCAAUACGACGAAACAAGCGCACUUGGUGGAUCGUGAACGGGCACGAAGCCUUUCGUUAGUUUCUCCAAGUCGUGUUAUAUCAAUUGAUCUGACCUCUUAAUUCUAUAUAUGAUGAAAAAAUCUUAUUAUUAUAUUAUUAUUCGUUUAUACAAGACUAGUUUAAAUUUAUACCUUAUUUACACUUAUUGUUUAAGUGUUAAGACCUAAUCACACACUUGCAUAUUGCUUUAUUGCUUAGUUGUAUCUAAUAUAUGUUUAUACAUAUAUGAAACAACAAAAAUGGACUUAGUUUCUAAAAUAACCACUGCUCUUCUUUUAAAAUUCGCAAUAUUUAUUUAAUAUUUAUUAACCAAUAACGAAUGUAUAAAAUAAAAAACUUUAGGGAUUUCAAAAGACUAGGCAGGUUCGUUAAAAAAGAAGAAUGAUUUUCUGGAUAUUAAAAUGAGAAAUUUUUUUUUUCUAUUUAAAUACGUUGAUGAUGGUCGAUUUUUUGAAUAGUGUUAGUUUUUGUAUUGUUUUCGUACUUUCUAAAUGUUAACAAAUAAGCAUCCGAUUUCUAUUAGAACUCAAUUUUAUUUUAAGAUGUUUCCGGAGUUUUUUUUUUUUAUUACUUACUUUCCUCACAACCUGUGAGGAAAUGCUUAAUGUGGAAACCAUUUGAGAUUUUUCGAAUUGUCAAAAUAUAUUUUUCAUAUAAACAAUAAAUGUAAAUACUAGCUUUGAUCAGCUUAUUUGGGAGAUUCUAAAAAAAUGCCACUUCCAAUACGCGUUUAGGCAUGAUGGGGCGAAGUCACUAGAAAAUUAAUAGAAUUUCUGUUUUUUUUUUUCAUAUAACAAUAUAUUCAGUGAUAUGAAAAAGUGUCACUUUCCAAUGCUUUCUGACUCUAGCGAAAGUACUCUAUUGUUAUUGUCGUAAAGGCCUGCAUAACUAUGCAAUCCUUUUAUCUGGAUUGAUAAUUCGUGGGCGUAUAGCCGAAUGGGGUGGUGCGUGACUACCAUUCGGAUGUGCGUAGAUUCGAUUCUCCGUGCAUGAGACACCAAAGAGAAAAAGCUUUUUUUUAAUAGCGGUCGCCCCUCGGCAGGCAAUGGCAAACCUUCCAGUGUAUUUCUGUCAUCAAAAAGCUUCUCAUAAAAAAUAUCUGCCGUUCGUAGUCGGCUGGAAACUGUAAGUCCCUGCAUUUGUGGAACAACAUCAGCACACACAACAAAAAUAGGAGGUCGAGGUCGAGGUCGGCUAAACAUCCAAAAAAGUGUGUAAGCAACAGCCUGCCAUUGUGACACUCCGUCAUCUCUUCCUGCUACACGUUUUUCUCUUCUUAAAAAACCAAAUUCUUUCCACAGUAAAUUUUCGUCGAAAUUCCUGUAAAAAUAAAUGCAAAUUAUUUUGUUAAUCAAUCUGGAUAUCUAAAAAAACCAAGAAAAUUUCCAAAAACAACAUGGAAGCUCAACGGUGUUUUUCUAUGACACAAUUGCAAUAGCUACACUUUUUUUAAGAAUUUAAA